This is a messenger RNA of Hemibagrus wyckioides, 3115 nucleotides long. It is a transcript of the gene ankzf1, whose product is annotated as ankyrin repeat and zinc finger peptidyl tRNA hydrolase 1. The transcript has 16 exons. The record is from RefSeq and is a predicted model, not a curated record. The coding region runs from base 791 to 2935 and encodes 714 amino acids. NCBI's taxonomy places the organism in Eukaryota, Metazoa, Chordata, Actinopteri, Siluriformes, Bagridae. Gene Ontology annotation, molecular function: protein binding.
AAAUAUACGUAUUUUUCUCAUGGGUUUUCUUAGCUUCUUGGGUCGUGCUAGUUAUUCUCACCGUACAGUUAUAUCUACUCCGUAUUAUCAGAACAAAUAUUCGAUUUGUUCCUGACUGUAUAACGAAGAACCCGAAAAACAGCACUGUAUUCCGCACCUGUAUUCCAUUUUAUUUCUUUCCACUGUGAUUGGAUAAAAGAUGUCUUUUAACCAAUUACAGCGCAAUACUGGUGCACUACUUGCCAAUCAUAGCGCAGGAGGGCGGUGCUUGAAGGGAAAACGGGUAGGAAAGAAAAGCUAGUUCAUGAGCAACGUGUGAAACAGUUCAGGGUAUUUAACGCCUAAUUUAACCAUUAUAUAAAUUAAACAGAACAACAGACUAGCGAGACAGCGGUUCUAAAUAAUUUACAAUUGAAAAUAUUUUCAAACUAGGUAGCUUAAACUAGGCAGUUUGGUGUUACUUCAGCUGUGUUAAUGUGGAUUAAAGCAAAGCCCCUGAUGAAGGGGCAGCAUGGGCACUGUGGGGUAGUUACACAGGAGCUUGGUAUUAUUUGCUUAUUUAAUAAUGCAUACAAAGACAUUUUGAUGGGCAACUGCCUUACAAAAUACAAGGUGGUAUAAAGUGACUGGUGUAUUAUGGACAUAAAACCUAAAACAUACAAAACACUAUGCUAAAAUAAUUUAGACACCUGUACAAACCUGGGUGUAUUAUUGGGAUUAUUGCACUGAAGCUCUGUGUGAGAAAGAUGGUCAAUAAAAUGGCAAAAAGUUCCGUAAGUGUGCUUCUUUCAUGAUGGCCAAACCCAAUCGCUGCUCUUUGUUUGACCUUGUUGUUGACCUAAAGCUUACUGAUGGCCUCAGGGAAAUUUCAGAGUUUCAGAAUCAUCCAGAAACCCUCUGUCUCACUCUCAGAGAGGAAUUUCCUGAGGAUAAGAGAGGAACGGAUGUAAGACGAGGUGAGGCAGUGUCACUAACAGACGUGUCGGACAGGAAGUUUUGCUCUGCCUGUCAGUGCUCAUUUGAAAGUCGUGAAGAGCAGAUGGAACAUUAUAAGCUGGACUGGCAUCGCUUCAAUCUGAGGCAGCGACUGGCAGGACGAUCACCGAUCACAGUGGAGGAGUUCGAAAAAAAGACCGGAAUGGGUGACAUGUCGAGUAUUUCAGGUUCAGACUCUGAGAAUGAGGAGUCACAUAGUGAGGAGGAGGAAGGUGGUGGUGAUGGUGUGAUUUCUUCUGGAGGUCGUUUAUCUCCCAGGGUUUUGCUCCAAAAUUCUCAGGGACAAUAUUUUUGUCUGUACCGUUGUGCAGUACAGAAAAAGACAAGAGACAGUGAGGCAAAUUUGGUGGAUUCUCUACUAAACAUUUCGGACAAGACAGUGUGGGUGAUUCUGAUGACUGGCGGUGGCCAUUUUGCUGGAGCUGUUUAUAAAGGGAAAGAGGUUGUGCAGCAUAAGACGUUCCACCGUUACACAGUUCGAGCAAAACGAGGAACAGGUCAGAGCGCCCGUGACGCCCAGAAUAGAGCCCAUGCCCCUAAAUCAGCUGGAGCCUCUCUCCGGCGCUAUAAUGAGGCAGCUCUAAUAAAGUGCAUUCAGGAGCUGCUGAAGAGCUGGGCUGAAUAUUUAACGCAGGCUGACGCCAUUUUCCUUCGAACCCCUAAAUAUAACCGAAGUGUGUUCUUUGGAGGUCGUGGAGCACCACUGAUGAAAAAGGACUCAAGAAUUCAAUCGAUUCCUUUUGCUACUCGCAGAGCCACAUUCAGCGAAAUAACACGUGUACAUGAUGUCCUGUCAACAAUGCAAACUUAUGAUAAGAUCACAGACAUAUCCAGCAUUCUCAGUUCAUCCAAGAGACUGUGGCAGAAAAAAGCCUCAAAUCCAGCUAAUCAGAAUGCAGCAGUAGCCCACCAUGUAGUCCAACAGCAGGAUGAUCAGGAGGAAGAGGAGGAGGAGGAGGAGGUUUCUGUGGAGCUGCAGAUGGAAGAUGUGUCUUUAACUACUUUAGAUUUAAGGGAACAUGAGGUCAAACCUGGCAAGAAGAAACGACGGAAGAGGAAAGAGGGAAAACUAGAAACAAAAGAGAAAGAGGGGAAACCCAGAGAGAGAGAAAACCUGAAGGACGAGACUGGGAAUGAAAAGGUGGAGGACGAGACUGGGAAUGAAAAGGUGGAGGACGAGAAAACAAAAGGCAAGAAAAAUCUGAAGAACAGCAAACAUGAUGAAGAUGAGGUCUGUGUAUCAUGGGAGUUCAGCAUCAGAGACGCUCUCUACACCGCCUGUAAAACUGGUGACACGGAGGCAUUACACGCGCUUCUGAAGCAGGACACAUGCACGUUGAUCCGACUUCUUAACACACCAAUCGACUCAGCUGGAUACACACUGCUGCAUGUGGCGUCAGCGGCUGCGCAGAAACAUGCUGUUAAACUUUUACUGGAGAUGGGAAGUGACCCAACAUGCAGGGAUAGGAAAGGCCAGACACCAUAUGUAGUUGCACCAGACAAAGAAUGCAGAAACAUGUUCAGGAUGUUCAUGGCUGAACAUCCAGAUAAAUAUGACUAUGCUAAAGCUCAGGUUCCAGGACCGCUGACAGCUGAAAUAGAGAGCAAGAAAGCGGAAAAGAAAAAGGCACAGAAGGCAGCCAAGAAGCAGCGUGAGAAGGAGCAGAGAGAGGAGAAGCGACGAGAAGAGGAGGAACAAGAGGAGAAAAGAAGGUUUUUGGCGCUUAGUGACCGAGAAAAGCGAGCACUGGCUGCAGAAAGACGGUUGGCAGAGCAGGUAGCCACAACAGGAGGAACACUCACGAAUAUCAGGCGAUGCUGGCAAUGUGGAGAGUCUCUGCUGGGGAAAGUGCCAUUUGAAUAUCUAAAUUUCUGUUUCUGCUCAACACGAUGCGUCCAAACACACAGAAAAAAAACAACUGUGCUGCAAAAACCCUAACUCUGGCAAGAGUUAUUAGACUACUCCUGCCACAGCUGAAGAACUUCUCCAAUUCAUGCCUUAUAAUUUAUUUUAAUUUUGUGUUGUGUAAAUUUAAUAAUAGAAUUUACUCAAUACUCACUAACAAUCAGUAUCACAAACAUGAACAAAGGUGUGAUGGAAAUAAAAAAAAAAAAAGAA